Sinocyclocheilus anshuiensis is the source of this 5811-nucleotide messenger RNA. Its product is annotated as rho-associated protein kinase 2-like. Gene Ontology annotation, biological process: peptidyl-threonine phosphorylation; actomyosin structure organization; regulation of cell junction assembly. Gene Ontology annotation, molecular function: Rho-dependent protein serine/threonine kinase activity; ATP binding; small GTPase binding. NCBI's taxonomy places the organism in Eukaryota, Metazoa, Chordata, Actinopteri, Cypriniformes, Cyprinidae. Gene Ontology annotation, cellular component: centrosome; cytoskeleton; cytoplasm. The record is from RefSeq and is a predicted model, not a curated record.
GUUUGUGGUCUGGUCGACUCCAACAGAUGCUCGCCUUUGAACAACAGCAACGUUGUUUAUGAACUGGGGAAGAUUUGAAGUCAGGCUCAGCCAGAGGGGGAGAGGAGACGAGGGGAGGGAGGAGAGAGGCGGGGAGGAGAGGAGAGGAGAGGAGAGGGGCGCCCAGAAAACGCCCUGCUGCUCAAUCCUCUCAAAAUUAAAAGUUUAUCGCGCCAUUGACGGUACGCUCGCAUUAAAGGAUGGGAAGUUUGAUUAUGCUCAGUUGUUUAAAGUAACCACUUCAUAGAUUGUUUUGAGGGGGAAAGUUUGGAAAACCUCAAUUGUUCCCAUUGGAUUCUUUUUUUUUCCGCUUUAUUCUGGACAAGCCCGGGGUACUUUUUGGAGGGCGGUGAGUCGGAGGCUGUCUAGGCCCGCUGCUCGACAACUUGAAGGAAGAUCUUGUAUCUUUAAUGUGAACCCGAAAAGUUGGGCAGAUCGCUUCGUUGCUCAGACUGGCGCCAGGACAAGGCAAAAAUGUCGCUAGGAGCGGAGAGAAGGAUGGAAAACCGGCUGAGACAACUGGAAGCCAUGCUCAAAGAGCCGCGGUCUGCGAUCAACUUGGAAAGUUUGCUGGAUUCCAUGAAUGCCCUGGUUUUAGAUUUGGACUUUCCGGCCUUGCGUAAAAAUAAGAAUAUCGAGACCUUCUUGAAUAGAUAUGAGAAGGUUAUGGGCCAAAUAAGGGAGCUCCAGAUGAAGCCAGAUGAUUUUGACCGAGUGAAGGUGAUCGGUAGAGGAGCAUUCGGAGAAGUCCAGCUGGUUAGGCAUAAGGCCUCUCAGAAGGUGUAUGCAAUGAAGGUGCUCAGCAAGUUUGAAAUGAUCAAACGUUCAGAUUCUGCCUUCUUUUGGGAGGAACGUGACAUCAUGGCGUUUGCUGACAGCCCAUGGGUCGUGCAGCUGUGCUGUGCGUUCCAGGAUGACCGUUCUCUCUACAUGGUAAUGGAAUAUAUGCCAGGAGGAGAUCUUGUCAAUCUCACCAGUACAUAUGACGUUCCAGAGAAGUGGGCAAAGUUUUACACUGCUGAGGUUGUGUUGGCUCUGGACGCCAUUCACUCCAUGGGCUUUAUUCACCGAGACGUCAAACCGGACAACAUGCUGCUGGACCGCUACGGACAUCUCAAACUUGCUGACUUUGGGACAUGCAUGAAAAUGGAUGGGACGGGGAUGGUUCAUUGCGACACUGCGGUCGGAACCCCCGAUUACAUCUCACCGGAGGUUCUCAAGUCUCAGGGAGGGGAUGGAUACUACGGACGCGAGUGUGACUGGUGGUCAGUGGGAGUAUUUAUCUACGAGAUGCUGGUUGGUGAUACACCGUUUUACGCUGAUUCUCUGGUGGGGACCUAUAGUAAGAUUAUGGACCAUAAGAACUCUCUUAACUUUCCUGGUGACGUUGAGAUCUCUCAAGAAGCUAAAAACAUAAUCUGUGCCUUCCUAACAGACAGGGAGGUUCGCCUGGGUCGAAGUGGCGUAGAAGAAAUUAAAAGACAUCCUUUCUUUAAAAACGACCAGUGGACCUUCAGCACCAUUAGAGAGACUGCAGCACCUGUGGUUCCAGAGCUGAGCAGUGACAUAGACACCAGUAAUUUCGAUGAGAUAGAGGAAGAUAAAGGAGAAUUAGAGACCUUUCCCACAUCCAAAGCCUUCAUUGGCAAUCAGCUGCCAUUUGUGGGGUUCACCUACUUUAAAGAAGACCAGUUGUUGAAUGCUGUUAACAGUUCAGCAAUGAAAAAAGAUCACCCAGCAUCCAAGACAGAGGACAAUUUAGCACUCCAGAAGAAACUUCAUUCUCUAGAAGAGCAGCUCAACAAUGAAAUGCAGGCCAAGGAUGAGCUGGAGCAAAAAUACAGAAGCAACUGUAGCCGCCUAGAGAAGAUCACCAAAGAGCUUGAUGAAGAAAUAAAUAGCAGAAAAGGGUUGGAGGCGACUCUGAGACAGUUGGAGAGAGAGAAAGCUCUCCUACAGCACAAGAGCGUAGAGAGUCAUCGCAGGGCAGAGAGUGAAGCCGACCGCAAACGCUGCCUGGAGAACGAAGUGAACAGUCUGAGGGAUCAGCUGGAUGAAAUGAAGAAGAAAAACCAGAACUCGCACAUCUCCAAUGAGAAGAACAUCCACCUGCAGAAACAGCUGGAUGAGGCAAAUGCGUUACUGCGGGCAGAAUCUGAUGCUGCUGCGCGACUGCGUAAAUCUCAAACAGAGAGCUCAAAACAGCUGCAGCAGCUGGAGGCUCACGUGAGAGAACUGCAGGACAAAUGCUGCAUGCUAGAGAACAGCAAACUCAUGCUGGAGAGGGAGAACAUCAGCCUGCAGGCCGCGCUGGACACAGAGAAACGAGAGCAAACCCAGGGCUCUGAGACUAUCUCUGAUCUACAGGUACGCAUAUCUGGUUUGGAGGAGGAAGUGAAACAGGUGAGACAGGCACUAUCUAAAGCUGAGACGGAGAAGAGGCAACUUCAGGAGAAGCUUACAGACCUGGAAAAGGAGAAGAGCAAUAACCAGAUUGACAUGACCUAUAAGCUGAAGAUGUUGCAGCAGGGUUUGGAGCAGGAGGAGGCGGCACACAAGGCCACAAAAGCUCGACUUGCUGACAAGAACAAAAUCAGCGAGUCCAUCGAAGGAGCGAAAUCUGGGGCUGUGAAGGAGCUGGAACAGAAGCUGCAGGAGGAGCGUUCCUCUAAACUGCGUGUGGAGAACAGGGUGUUAGAACUGGAGAAGAAGAACUCCAUGCUUGACUGCGACUAUAAACAGUCACUGCAGAAACUAGAGGAACUGCGACGACACAAGGAGAGACUCACAGAAGAGGUGAAGGAUCUGAGUCUGAAGAUCGAGCAAGAGGUUCAGAAACGCACUUUGACUCAGAAUGACCUGAAGAUUCUGAACCAGCAGCUCAGCACCCUGCGAACAUCAGAGAAACAGCUCAAACAGGAGAUAAACCACCUGUUGGAAAUCAAACGUAGCCUGGAAAAACAAAAUAUGGAACUGCGCAAGUAUGCAACACAUGCAUUUGAACUCACUGAAUAUUCAUUACCUUACUCACAAACACACAACUUAAGUUUGUGAUUGAGAACCUCUUCUGUUUUUACGCUGUACAAGACACAGGUGCGGGAGCUGAAGGAAGAGUGUGAGGAGAAAAAUAAACUCUAUAAAGACAUGCAACAGAACCUACAGGAGCUUCAGGAGGAAAGGGAUUCUCUUGCGGCCCAGUUGGAGAUCACACUAACGAAAGCUGACUCCGAGCAGCUGGCGCGCUCCAUUGCGGAGGAGCAGUAUUCCGACCUGGAGAAGGAGAAGAUCAUGAAGGAGCUGGAGAUCAAAGAGAUGAUGGCCAGACACAGACAGGAGCUUGCUGAAAAAGACACCACCAUCACCUCAUUAGAGGAAGCUAAUCGCACAUUGACGAAUGAUGUGGCAAACCUGGCCAAUGAGAAGGAAGAACUCAACAACAAGCUAAAGGAAACACAGGACUGUAAGUUACCCAGAUCUUACACUGAUAGGCUAAAUACGUCAACCAUUAUAUUAUAUUAUAUUAUAUUAUAUUAUAUUAUUUUACUCUAGGCGGUGAACAAGCUGGCAGAGAUCAUGAAUAGAAAGGAGGUCAGAGGUGGUGGAAGUCGCCGUGGAAAUGAUACAGACGUGAGGAGGAAGGAGAAAGAAAACAGGAAGUUGCAGCUGGAGCUGCGUUCCGAGAAGGAGAAGCUCAACAGCACUAUCAUCAAAUACCAGAGAGAAAUCAACGACAUGCAAGCGCAACUGGCAGACGAGUCUCAGGUGCGUAUCGAGCUACAGAUGGCUCUGGACAGUAAAGACAGUGACAUUGAGCAGCUGCGCAGCCUGUUGAACUCUCUUAACGUCCAGUCGCUCGACUCUGCCAGUAUGAGCAGUGGCCCAGACAUGGACACUGACGAGUCACUACCAGAGACAAGACUGGAGGGUUGGCUGUCUUUACCAGUGAGGAACAACAACAAACGCUUCGGGUGGGAAAGGAAGUAUGUUGUGGUGAGCAGCAAAAAGAUUCUUUUCUACAACAGUGAGCAGGACAAAGAGCAGUCCAAUCCUUACAUGGUUUUGGACAUAGAUAAACUUUUCCAUGUGCGUUCAGUAACCCAGACGGACGUCUAUCGCGCUGACGCCAAAGAGAUCCCCAGAAUAUUCCAGAUCUUGUACGCUAAUGAGGGUGAGAGCAAGAAAGAGCAAGAACUGGAACCUCUUCCUGGAGACAAGUCCAGCUACAUUUGCCAUAAGGGUCAUGAGUUCAUUCAUACCCUGUACCACUUCCCCACUAACUGUGAAGCCUGUACCAAACCCCUGUGGAACAUGUUCAAACCACCUCCAGCUCUCGAAUGCAGACGAUGCCACAUCAAGUGCCACAAAGACCACAUGGACAAGAAAGAGGAAGUCAUCGCUCCCUGCAGAGUGAACUACGAUGUGUCUACGGCUAAAAAUCUGCUGCUGUUAGCAUCUUCUCAGGAGGACCAGCAGAAAUGGGUUAGUCGGCUCAUGAAGAAGAUCCCUAAAAAACCUCCAGCACCAGAAGCCCCUCACCGCUCUUCUCCCAGAGUUCCUGUUAAAGUACAAAGCAGUCAAUCCAUGAGGAGACCCAGCCGACAAAUACCCUCCGGCAAACCCAGGUCUGUGCACAACCUAAAGGAACCAACAGCGUGUGCGGAGAAAUCUGGCUUCAUCUACCACAAGGGACACGAGUUUAUUCCUUUAUUCUACCACUUUCCUGCCAACUGUGAGGCCUGUACCAAACCCCUGUGGAACAUGUUCAAACCUCCUCUGGCUCUGGAAUGCCAGAGAUGCCAGAUCAAAUGCCAUAAAGAGCACAUGGACAAGAAAGAGGAAAGUCUCAGACCCUGUGCUCCAGACCCGUUCAACCCCCAGUUCAGCACGGGGUGAGAGGAGAACAUGGCCGACCUGGAAGUUGGAUGGAGGAUGUAUUGAUGUUUAGCUUUAGCAUGCUUCAAUAACAUCAUUCAAGAGCUUUCAAGGUUUAAAUCGCAGUGCUUGACUAGCAGAAUAACAUUUACGGUCUUUGCUAAUGGUGGCUAACCGGAUAUAAAGCUUAAACAGUGUUACACUGGGCUGCUUUUUGUAACUUGGUAUGCAAGAUGACAGCUUGGGCAUUAGCAAAGCACUUUUCUCUUUUGUAUCCAACUCAGGUUUUUAAUUGUGAUUAGUAACAGUGAAUUUAAAGGCUAAAUACUAAAAGUAUGCAUCAAACUUCAACCAUAGAGGUCUGUAUCGUCACCAAACUCAAGAUGCAUACAGAUGUACAGCCUUUAAAGCUUCAGCAGACAUUGAGCAGUGGCCAGUCUUAUUUUUAAGGUUUAGCUCAGAUAUAGUAAUUAUGUGCCAAGUUGUAGCUUCACCUUAGCGAAACUACCUCCAGACCUUACAGAGACAGUCUGUAGUGAGGUUGGUGAAGGCUUGGCUGAAUGCUCUCUCCUCCACCUGCAGGCCUCUGGAUUCUGAGCUUCAGGACUGGCACUGGGCUCUGGAUGAUGUGGAUGAUGUAGAUUAUGACCAUACGUUUCAUUUCUGAGGAGCAUGUGUAGGGUUCAAACAGGGUAACUACUUUCAAAGGGGCUCUGUUCCAAAACCUCCUAACCCACCUACUUUGGCAGCAUUUUGAUUAUUUGCUGUAAUGUAAUACACAAGAGGGGAAUCUUAACAGUCAGUAAUUCCAGUAAUUUGAUAUCAUAAAUGUUAUCGAAUGCUAAAUGUAAAUUAAAUUAAGAUAUAUUUGAUGGAAUCUGAGAGCUCUCUGACCUUCCC